Messenger RNA from Chlorella variabilis, 717 nucleotides. RefSeq lists its product as hypothetical. Gene Ontology annotation, cellular component: chloroplast membrane. Bases 1 to 717 code for a protein of 238 amino acids. The record is from RefSeq and is a predicted model, not a curated record. The transcript has 5 exons. Lineage: Eukaryota; Viridiplantae; Chlorophyta; Trebouxiophyceae; Chlorellales; Chlorellaceae.
AUGGCAGCAGCAGCAACGGGCGUGCCCCCGGCCCUCACGCUGAGCGAGGCUUACGCUACGCUAGGCCUGGGCGAGGGGUCGGCCUAUGACGAGGUACUGGCAGCCAAGAACGUGCUGCUGGAGCGGCAUGCCGACGACCUGGAGCGCCGCUACCAGGUGGAGCAAGCGUAUGACCUGAUCUUCGCUAGCCAGCUGCGGGCACGGCUGACGGGCGACCUGCCAGUGGCCAGCAACGUGCGCUUUGCCGACGUGCGGCGCCCCGCUCCGCCGGCGCCGCCCGCGGGCGCCGCCGCGGCCGCCCAGAAGGCGCAGCAGCUGCUGCAGGGCAUCCCCGGCGGCGGCGUGGCGGUGCAGGCGCCGCGGCCGCGCACCGCCACCACCGCGGCCGCCGUGUUUGGCGUGCUGGCGGCCUGGACGCUGGCGCAGGGGCUGCUGGAGCCCAGCCCGCAGAGUGCGGCGGCCGACGUGCCGGGGGUGCAGCUGGCACUGGCCACUGCAGCCACUGUGUACCUGCUGAGGGAGGAGAAGCGGAUGGGGCUGGGCAAAGCCAUCGGGCUGGCGCUCGUGGGCCUGGUGGUGGGCACCUUUGUGGGCGCUGCGGUGCAGUCGUGGCUGCGAGUGGACAUCAUCCCCCUGGGGGCCCUGUCCUCCCCCGGCAUCCUUGUGGGCGAGUUCUCCAUCAUCGCCCUCGCCGCCGUCUGCCUCUUCCUGGCCUGA